Molecule: messenger RNA, 3888 nt
Organism: Drosophila obscura
Lineage: Eukaryota; Metazoa; Arthropoda; Insecta; Diptera; Drosophilidae
Exons: 2
Coding region: 1-3888 (1295 amino acids)
Biological process (GO): DNA integration
Molecular function (GO): nucleic acid binding
Source: RefSeq, a predicted model, not a curated record
AUGGAGUCGCUUGCAAGCAAGGAAGAAGUGGCGGAUUGCAUUAUCGUGCAGACUGUUCUUCAGAAGCUGGACAAAGCCUCUCAAAAUAGAUGGGAGGAGUCUUCGUCGAAUCAAGAGCUGCCAUCUUGGGAGAAACUGUCUGGAUUCUUGGAAAAAAGAUGUCGCACGCUUGAAAAUGUGGAUCAAGGACAAGGACAAGAUGGUCAGGUUGGCAAGUCCGGAAAAACCGUGAAGUUCACCACUAGCAUCACUGCCGUCGUUGCCCAGAAGAUCACGGACCAUCAACCUAGCAUCACAGUUAGCACUGCUAGUUGGCCUAUACCGUCGAAUAUCCAGCUUGCUGACCCUUCGUUCCAUAAGCCACAGCGGAUUGACCUGCUCAUCGGAGCCGGACUUUUCUUCGAGUUGCUGUGUGUGGGGCAAAUUCAGCUGGCGCCUGGACUACCGUUGCUGCAGAAGACACAUCUAGGAUGGAUUAUUUCUGGUGGCGGGCACUCGGCCCUCAAUAACUCGUCGUUCAUCGCAACCCAAUCUUCGGAUGACAUCAAUCACAGCACUCGGCUCGAUGAGUUGGUUCGUCAAUUUUGGGAAGUGGAGCACAUCUUUGAGCCAAUCGUUAGGGCAACAAAGGAGGAGCUGCACUGCGAGGACCACUUUGUCAAACAUCACACUCGAUUACCCUCAGGAGAAUAUUCUGUUAGCUUGCCCAUGAAGCGAAGUCUGGAGUCCUUGGGCGAUUCCUACUUGCAAGCAAAGCGGCGGUUGGAAAAUUUGGAGCGCAAGUUCGUGCGUAAUCCAGUUUUAUAUUCGAAAUAUUCGGCAUUUAUGAAGGAUCAUAUGUCUCUGGUUCCAAAUGAAGAUAGACACAAGUGCAGAUAUUUCUUGCCGCAUCAUUGCGUCAUUAAAGAGGAUAGCUCCACGACAAAGCUGAGAGUCGUAUUCGACGGCUCUGCAGUUACCACAUCUGGUGUCUCGUUGAAUGAUCUGCUUAUGUCAGGUCCCACCAUUCAAUCCAAGCUGUUUCACACUCUCCUUCGAUUUCGUACAUUUUCCAUUGCUCUUACAGGCGAUAUCGGUAAGAUGUAUAGGUGCGUGCGUGUCUCAAUGCCCGACACCAUGCUCCAAUGCAUCUUGUGGAGGGACUCUGUUGACGACGAUAUAAAGAUCUUCAAGCUAAACACCGUCACCUAUGGGACUAAGCCUGCAUCGUUUUUAGCUAUUCGAGCUAUGCAUCAGCUGGCCAUGGAUGAGUCGUCUUCGUAUCCAUUGGGUUCGGAAACCAUUCUACAGGACUUCUACGUAGACGAUAUGAUUUCUGGAGGAAAUUCAGUCGAGGAAGUGCUGGAUAUUAUGCGUCAAACCACGGAGCUUCUUGCUUGUGGCAAUUUUCAGUUAAGGAAAUGGUGUUCAAACUCUCCUGAUGUUCUUCGUGAAGUCCCUGAGGCAGAAAGGGAAAGUUUUCUGAAGCUCGAUGAUGGCAGCGAUGUGACCAAGGCGCUUGGACUCAUCUGGGAACCCCAGAGGGACAAUUUCCUGUUUACUUUUGCACCUCAAAUCGGUGUUGGCAAGCACACUAAGCGUUCGGUGUUGUCAACCAUUGCACGGUGCUAUGAUCCUAUGGGAUUGAUUGGACCCACAUUGACCAGAGCGAAAAUCAUCAUGCAGCGCAUGUGGAGAGACAAGCUGCAUUGGGAUGAAAGUCUUCCUCAGCCACUGGAAUCGGCUUGGACUGAGUUUUGCAAGGACUUCGCUACUGUGGGUAACGCUACAUUUCCGCGUUAUAUACUUCAACCUAAGGCAAGGUUUGAGUUGCAUGCCUUUUGUGAUGCCAGCCUCCAGGCCUAUGGGGCUUGUAUCUACGCUCGUUCGUUUAGGGAUACCGCCGAUGAGGUACAUUUGCUUUGUUCGAAGGCUAGAGUUGCACCAUUGAAAACCCUCACGGUGCCUAAGCUUGAGCUAUGUGCAGCGUUCCUGUUAGCCAAUUUACUUCGCGAAAUUAGGAAAAUCGAUACCUUCGACUGCCCGAUCCAUUGCUGGUCGGAUUCAACUGUGGUACUGUCUUGGUUGCGAGAGGAACCAUCCAAAUUCAACGUGUUUGUGUCUAACAAGAUUUCCGCAAUACAGCAACUUACGAGGGGCAUGGAUUGGCGCUAUGUACCAACUGAAAUGAACCCGGCUGACAUUCUUUCAAAGGGAGCAGCGCCUCAGGAGCUCUUGCAGUCUAGGUUGUGGAUGAAUGGACCUUCUUUCUUGCAAGGCGAAAGAAGUAGCUGGCCUGAACGUUGUUCGCCCGAACUCAGUCUUCCGGAAAUUAGGCAUCGAGUAUUGCUGUCGUCUGGGCGUGUCGACAUCUCGCUUUCGUUUAAGCACAUUAACUCAUUCGGAGUCAUGAUGCGCAUUUUCGGAUAUGUUCAUAAGUUCGUCAGCAAGAAAAGGUCACCUGAUCUCUCGUCUGAAGACCUUCGCAAAGGAUCGCACUUGUUGUGUCGCAUCGUUCAACGCGCCCACCUUUAUCCCGAGUACCGUUCUCUGCGGAAGGGGAACUGUGUGGAGUCCUCCAGCAGCAUUAUAUCUCUCUCGCCUUUCAUAGAUGACGUUGGUUUGAUUCGUGUUGGUGGCCGCUUGCGGCACUCAACUCUUGGCUUCGAUGCACGCCACCCAAUAAUUUUGCCCAGGGAUCAUCCAUUGACGUUCGCCAUCAUCAUCCACUUUCAUCGGAAGCAUCACCAUGCUGGGCCGCAGUCUCUACUGGGAUCUAUUCGCUUGCAGUUCUGGCCCAUCGGCGGCAUGAAAACUGUUGCUCGAGCGUUGCGGAAAUGCAUCAUCUGCUGCAGGUCGAGACCUCGUCUUGUGGAACACAUAAUGGCUGACCUACCGAAGGAUCGAGUGCAGGAUUCGCCUGCAUUCAGCGUCACUGGAAUCGAUUACUGUGGUCCCUUUUAUUACAAGCCAGAUGGCCGCACUCGAACGCCUACAAAAUGCUACAUCAGCGUCUUCAUCUGUUUUGCAACAAAUGCCGUUUGGUUGGAAUUAGUGAAGGACCUCACAACUGCUGGAUUUUUGAGUGCCCUCAAACGCUUCGUUGCCACGCGCGGCAUACCCCGAUGCAUUUGGUCGGACAAUGCCACCAAUUUUGUGGGCGCGAGGAACGAGUUGGAGGACCUUCGGCGGCUGUUUAUGAGCGAGAAGCAUCGUGAUGCAGUUCAUAAUCAUUGCAUCAACAAUGGCUUCAAUUGGAAGUUUAUCCCGCCUCGCUCACCCCACUUCGGGGGCUUGUGGGAGGCAGCAGUGAAGAUGGCCAAGCAGCAUUUAUAUCGCUCCCUGGGAUCGUCACUCUUUGGCUUUGACGAGCUGCGGACAUUGGUCUGCCAAAUCCAGGCUGCAAUAAAUUCUCGUCCUCUUCUCGCAAUUUCAGAAAACCCUGAAGAUCUUGGCGUCCUUAAACCAGGACAUUUUCUAAUUGGUCGUCCGCUGAUGGAGUUUCCCGAGCCAGAUGUUACAAAUCUAAACUUUAACAGACUAGAUUGCUGGCAAAGAGUCGCCUGUGCUCAGCAGAUCUUUUGGAAGCGUUGGAGUGAGGAGUAUUUGACUCUGCUACAACAACGUGCCAAAUGGCGCACACCGCAGCCAUCGAUCCAAGUCAACGACAUCGUCUGUAUAAAGGACGAAAACUUGCCGCCGUUGAAGUGGCCAUUAGCACGGGUGAUCGACAUCAUCGCUGGAGCUGAUGGCACUGUGCGAGUUGCCGUCCUGAAAACACCGUCUGGAACCACUCGUCGAGCUGUCAACAAGCUGUGCGUCCUACCCGUUGAGGAUCCUGUUAAAAGCCUUAGUCUUUCAACGGGGGGGAGUAUAGUCGGAGCAGCAGCCGAUAAUAGGUCUUCUUAA